Trichoplax adhaerens is the source of this 1185-nucleotide messenger RNA. RefSeq lists its product as uncharacterized. The coding region runs from base 1 to 1185 and encodes 394 amino acids. The record is from RefSeq and is a predicted model, not a curated record. NCBI's taxonomy places the organism in Eukaryota, Metazoa, Placozoa, Uniplacotomia, Trichoplacea, Trichoplacidae. Gene Ontology annotation, molecular function: pyridoxal phosphate binding; cystathionine gamma-lyase activity. The transcript is spliced from 13 exons. Gene Ontology annotation, biological process: transsulfuration. Gene Ontology annotation, cellular component: cytoplasm.
AUGGCUGAAAAUACUGAUCGUUUUGACAGUUUCUCUACUGUUAGUAUUCACACUGGUCAAGAUACCCGCGAUGAGCUCUACAACUGCCGUAGCGGUAUCCCUCCCAUCUAUUUAUCAACGAUUUUCCGCUAUCCAGAGGCUGGCAAAGGCUUGAAUUAUGUUUAUUCUCGCGAUUUAAACCCAAAUCGAGCUGCUCUUGAAUCUGCUAUAGCCAAGUUGGAAGAUGGCAAGUACUGUAAUGCUUUCAGCUCUGGAACUGCUGCUAUAUCGGCUUUGGGAUAUCUCAUCAAGGCGGGUGAUCAUGUCAUCUGCCCUUUUGAUGUCUAUGGAGGUACUUCUAAUUUCUGGAAAAACGUUGCCAACAGAUUUAAUAUCGAAGUAAGCUUCAUCGAUACUGCAGAUAUGGAAACUCUGGAAAAGACUUUCAAAAGCAAUACUAAGAUAUUAUGGUUGGAAACACCGACAAAUCCAUGCUUACGAGUCACUGAUCUUGAAGGGGCCGUAAAGAUCGCUCGUAAACACAAGGAUAUUCUCAUCGUUGCAGAUAAUACGUUUGCGACACCAUACUUUCAGCGACCACUGUCCUAUGGUAUUGAUAUGGUAUUGCAUUCUCUAUCCAAAUAUAUAAAUGGUCAUUCUGAUGUCAUUAUGGGGGCAAUAGUCAGCAACAGCGAAGAUAUCUACCGCAAAUUGGAGUCUAUACAAAUCAAUGUUGGUAGUAUACCAAGUCCUUUCGAUUGCUUCUUGGUAAAUCGUGGCCUAAAGACGUUAUCUGUACGUAUGGAGCGCCACCAAAAAAAUGCACUGGCGAUAGCCAAAUACCUUGAGCAAUCGCCAUAUGCGAGAAAUGUAAAGUAUCUUGGCUUGCCAUCUCAUCCUCAACAUGAACUUGCAAAAAAGCAAAUGAAAGGUUUUAGCGGAAUGGUCUCAUUCGUUAUUAAUGGAACUGUUGAACAGGCUAAGAAAUUUCUACAAAGUUUGAAGGUGAUUUUAUUAACUGUCAGCCUAGGUGGUGUUGAAUCAGUAGCAGAAUUAACUCCCCUUAUGACUCGUGAGAAUGUGGAUCAAGCUGAACUUGAUAAAUUGGAAAUUUAUGAAACAUUUAUUCGACUUUCCGUCGGCAUUGAAGAUACAGCGGAUUUGCUACAUGAUAUUGAGCAAGCUUUACAUGAAGCUUUGGCUUAA